Molecule: messenger RNA, 1626 nt
Organism: Alternaria atra
Lineage: Eukaryota; Fungi; Ascomycota; Dothideomycetes; Pleosporales; Pleosporaceae
Exons: 1
Coding region: 1-1626 (541 amino acids)
Biological process (GO): lipid metabolic process
Source: RefSeq, a predicted model, not a curated record
AUGUUGUUCAAAUCCUCAGAUCCUUGGCCGCAGUCGCAUCACGACUUGUUAGAUCACUACCACGCAAAGUACGACAAAGCUAUCGCAUCUGGGGAAUAUCAACCUUUUCUGUAUCCAUGGGGAACAAUCGGUGCACUUGUCGUCAUCAUAUAUCUUCUUAUCCCACAUCAGAAUCGGCCAUGGCUUAAGAAAUGUCGAUACUUGGCGUUUGCGUGGCUUAUGGGCUUCGCCUUAUACAGUAACCUAUACACAAGGACGAGAGCUGUAGCGCCAGCUUUGGGAAUCGGUCUAAUCAAUGCAUGGAGCGUGGCAUGGGUAGGAGCAAUCAUAGUAUGCAACGAUGCACAAACAGACUUUAUGAGGAUUGAGAGGACGGAAGGCGUUUUCGGGUCAGAUACGAAUCAGCCAAAAGAGAAGGACCGACAGAAUGGUAGUGCUGGAACCAAAGAAGAAGAGAUUAAACAUGCUGCAAAAGGCGACGUUGUCAACGGUUCAGUCGGGCCAAGAGACCGCCACGGCCAAUUCGCAUGGCAACCUUACCCGCUCAGGCCCUUUAUCGAGCGUCUGGACUGGGUCUUCGACAUAUUUUGCAACUUCCGUGGUAUGGGCUGGAACUGGCGAACUUCGGCUCUCCCUCCACCACCCAAAUUCAUCCAGGAGCAACUCCACGCCAACUCAGGCGACGUUGUGCCAAAGCACUCGUACAAGAUCCACGCUGGACAAGUAAAGCUCUACGCGGACCGGAAAGAGCUGCUAAGGAGCAACGCGUGGACAUUUGUGAAAGGUUACUUUAUCAUAGACGCAUUGAAGACGGCCAUGAUGUGGGAUCCCUAUUUCUGGGGCUACGUGGAUAGGGCGCCACCAACAUACCUUCCUUCCAUCCUUAGGAAUAGUGUGGUCCUAACGCACAUAUACCACCUGACCCUCUCCAUGCUUGCCAUCAAAUGGGCGCUUCAAACCAUCUUCUCCCUAGGGCCGCUCUUCUUCUGCGGUCUGCUCUCGCCCUCGCUCCUCGGGGCACGCGCAGAAUCCUGGAUGUACCCCGAAACCUGGGCGUCGUAUAGCGUUGUUCUAGAUAAAGGGUUAGCUGGAUGGUGGAGUAACUGGUGGCACCAAACCUUCCGAUUCGCAUUCCAGGAACCAAGCCGCAAGCUUGUUGAGGUGUUUGGUAUGGAUAAGAAAAGUCCUGCAGCCAAAGCAUUACAACUCUUCAUCGCUUUCUUCCUGAGCGGCUUCAUACAUGGUAGUGGGAGCUACACUUGCGCUGGCGAGACCCGGCCACUUCGAGGACCAAUGGCUUUCUUUCUCCUCCAAGCGCUCGGUAUCUUCGCUGAAGUCAGCCUAACGCAAGUCGCAAAAUCGGCUGGCCUAGGUCGCAACCUACCUAGUUGGCUGAAGAGAAGCUUUACCUUUUUGUACGUCCAUGUCUGGUUCUACUUCACAGCCCAUCUUCUUUGCGACGACUUUGCGCAAGGCGGUGUCUGGCUCUUCGAGCCGGUUCCUGUUUCUCUGUUCCGAGGUCUAGGAUUUGGCCCUGAUGCAAGAGAUGGGUGGUGGUGCUGGGGUGGACAACUGGUACGAUGGCAUAGCGGAGAUACGUGGUGGACGACAGGUGUUGCAUUUUAG